Messenger RNA from Penicillium olsonii, 897 nucleotides. Lineage: Eukaryota; Fungi; Ascomycota; Eurotiomycetes; Eurotiales; Aspergillaceae. The record is from the annotation of a GenBank genome assembly.
AUGGAGCUGCAUACCCCAUUCUCCUCGACAUUGGUCUCACCAGCUGAGUUAAACCACGCCUUGUCGAAUACUUCGAAAGAUGUCCGCAUCAUCCCCGUGGCUGCUGGACGAAAUCCAUCACUCCCACACUUCGAAUCGCGACAAAUACCAGGCUCUGUCUUCUUCAACAUGGAUGAGAUCAGAAACAAAGAAUCUGAAUAUCUCAUGAUGCUGCCCACACCGACCCAGUUUGCAGAGAGCAUGACCAAGCUUGAUAUUCUCCCUGAAGAUGUUCUUGUCAUCUAUGAUUCCCUAGAAGCAGGGCUAUACUCAUCCCCGAGAGUCGCGUGGAUGUGCAAACAUUUCGGCCACAAGGCAGUCCACGUGCUCAACAACUUCCCUCGAUAUGUUGAGCAGGGUUUCCCAGUCUCCAGUGGAUCACUCUCAACAACGUCUUCCUCUGUCCCACGAGCGGAAUAUCCCGAGCAGCCAGUUGCGCAUACCGAUAACGUCGUCUCCUUCGAUGAAAUGCGUGAUCUGGUGGAAAUCCCAGAAUCGAGGGCAAAUCUCCAAAUCCUCGAUUCUAGACCAAGUUCUCGGUUUUCGGGGACCCCGGACGUCGAGCAGACUCCACUGCCGGUUGGGCAUGUGCCAUUUGCUGUCAACGUGCCUUUGCCAUCUCUCCUGGGGCCCGACAAGGGAAUACUUUCACAGGCUGAUCUCAAAAAUGUUUUUAUGAACGCUGGUGUGAAAGAUAGCACACCGGCUGUGCUUUAUUGCAACUCUGGUGUCACUGCAGCCGCACUUGACUUGGCUCUGCGCACAAGCGGCAUGAAUAUUGAAACGAGACUAUAUGAUGGAAGCUGGAGUGAAUGGGUGAAAAGGGCAGACAAGGAUAGCAUGAUUGUUAAUAAUUGA